AUGUCUAACUUUGACAAGACCAAGUUGAAGAAGACCGAGACACAAGAGAAAAACCCCUUGCCCACCAAAGAAACUAUCGAACAGGAGAAGCAAGCAACAGCAUGAAGCCCAAGCCUCUGCUAUGCACUGUACAUUCCACAAGCAUUGCAUUUUCAUCUCUUAGCUGUGUAACCCAAAACCUAAGUUGCAUUGUGAUUGGACAAAAGCAAUGACUGUACAGCCCCUCUCUAGAACUUAUU
Molecule: messenger RNA, 239 nt
Organism: Salvelinus fontinalis (brook trout)
Lineage: Eukaryota; Metazoa; Chordata; Actinopteri; Salmoniformes; Salmonidae
Product: thymosin beta-12-like
Exons: 1
Coding region: 1-105 (34 amino acids)
Biological process (GO): actin filament organization; regulation of cell migration
Cellular component (GO): cytoplasm
Molecular function (GO): actin monomer binding
Source: RefSeq, a predicted model, not a curated record